AAUAGCUGACGUGUGUUCCUGACAGAGAAACUGAAACUGAUGUUUUUUUUUUUCUUUCCCCUCUUGCAAGUUGCCAAAUAAAACUGAGCUACUCACCAGGCAUGGCUCCCCAGCCUCAGGAGAAGAAAACGGUUUUAGAUGUUGGGACAUGGGAGCAGAUAUUUCAAGAACUGAUGCAGCAGGAGAAACCCCGGGCCAGAUGGACCCUGAAGUUGGAUAAGAAUCUCGAUCCAAACUGCCUUGCAGAAGGGUGGAAGCAAUACGAGCUGAAAGGAUUCGGCAGGUUCCAGUGUUCCUCAUGCCAGCGGAGUUGGGCUUCUGCUCAAGUGCAUAUCCUAUGUCACAUGCACCUGGAGUCCCACAAAUCCCAGGGUCAGGUGAUUAUGCGCCUCUUUGCUCAGAGGUGCAAGAAGUGUUCCUGGUCUCGAUUUGAGAACCCUGAGUUCUCCCCAGAGAGUACCAUGAGGAUUCUGAAAAACGUGGUGCUGCGUAUUCUGAAGAAAUUCUAUGACUUUAAGAAGGUUUCAGAGCUACCGAUCAUUCGGGAGGUGCCUUUGGAUGGGUCCCAUGACACGAACAAUUGUGAAGGUUGCUCUCUGGGCUUCUGCUUACUGAGAUUGCGAAACAACACGACGGAGCCAUCAGUAUCCCCAUUCUCUCCCACUGGUUCCUCAUCUCCCACUGGUGAUGUGUUCAGCCAAAGCCAAUGGAAUGGGUAUUAUUAUGUCUAUAAGGCAUCAGGGCCCAGCCACACCACUGCUGAGCCCAAAGGGGAGACCAGCAGGCAGCCCAUCCCAAGGACCGACAGGCAGGCUGCACAGGGAAAUUUACAAUCCACACGGGGGACAGCACCACAGGCCCCCUGCAGGACAUACUCUGAGGUUGUCAGGAGGGUAGGACAACAGUCCACACAGCAGGCAUGCUCACAAGCCACACAAGGGGCAGGUGUGCAGGCCACACGGGGGACAGACCCAAAGACCACGUUGAGGGCAAUCCCAAAGGCUACAUCAGGGUCAGACACUCAGACUAUAGGGAGAACAGUCCCCUCUAGGUCAAAUCUACAGCUCACGUGGACAGACUCCGUGGCUACACACGGGUUUUCGGCCUCCAGUGGAACUCAAGCUGCCUGGAGAAGUUCACCCAGAAAUGUUCCAAACAGCUAUCCCAUAUACGCUCCGUUAGCGCAACAAGAUUACUUCGUUGAUGAGGAGAGAUUGAACCUGUUCUACUUUCUCUGCGAUCUUGAGAUGAGGCGCUUAUCCUGCAUUAUCUGCACGGGCCCAACGUAAUCACAAUGGUCCUUACAGAAGGGAGGCAAGAAUGUCAAAGUGAGAAAAAGGAGAUUUAACGAUGGCAGGAGAGCUUGCAGUGAUGGGCUUUGAAGAUGGAGGAAGUAGCCAUGAGCCAAGGAACGCAGGCAGCUCUAGAAGCUCAUAAAGACAAAGGAACAGAUGUUCCCCCAGAGCUUCCAGAGGGAACCAGCUCUGCGGACGCACGACUUCAGCCCGGUGAGACUGAUUUUAGACUUUGGACCUCCAGAAGUCUAUGAUAAUAAAUUUGUGUUGCUUUAAGUCACUA
Molecule: messenger RNA, 1578 nt
Organism: Prionailurus viverrinus (fishing cat)
Lineage: Eukaryota; Metazoa; Chordata; Mammalia; Carnivora; Felidae
Gene: RTP4
Product: receptor transporter protein 4
Exons: 3
Coding region: 102-1289 (395 amino acids)
Biological process (GO): detection of chemical stimulus involved in sensory perception of bitter taste; protein insertion into membrane; protein targeting to membrane
Cellular component (GO): cytoplasm
Molecular function (GO): olfactory receptor binding
Source: RefSeq, a predicted model, not a curated record